CUCUCUGAACAAUUCGGAAUUACCCCCAGCAUAGCGCUUUCGCACUCAUUUCCAGACGUCAGCGGAUCCAGUUCUGAAUCGGUGAUCCGCAAGAGCCGGGCAAAAAAGUUGAAAAGACCGUUCAAUUCUGCUAUAGACCGCACAUUAUGGGCUCCGGCAGCUCAAAGCCCGAGGCUACGGCCGGGUCGAAGCACAUCUUCUCGAGUGGAUCCCCCGUCCAGUUCUCCUCCAACCUCGUCGACUCCCUCCAGUCCAGCAGCGAGACCGACUCCUCCCGCGCCAAAUCCCUCGAACUCCAAAUCCAAGCGCGCGUCUCGCAAGAACUAGAACGCAUCCGCGCCCGCGAACAGCAAACCGUCGCCGAGAUCGAAAAGCGCAUCGCCCAGGCCCCGGAAAACAACAUCCCCGCCGCCCCGUCACCCACCACCACGUACAGCUACCCACCCGGCUCGCUGAACCUGGACGCUCCGCGCAUCCCCUUCGCCGGCCGCGAGACGGACGCCCCCGCCUUUGACGCCGCCGCCGCUGCUGCUGCGUCGCAGGGCCAGCCCAUCAACCGCGGUUUGACCCGGGACUCGGUGAACGAGGAUGUGGAGCAGCUGCGGGCGAAGCUUGAGGGCCGUAGGAAGCUCGUGGAGCUGGAUGAUGGGCUUGUGAAGGCUAAGGAGGAUGUUGUUAGCUGCUUGCGGUUGAACGAUCGGCGGCCGCUGGAUUGCUGGAAGGAGGUGGAGGGGUUUAAGAAGGAGGUUGCGCGUAUGGAGCAGGCCUUUGUUGAUCGUGUUGUUGGUUGAGGUUGCUGUUGUCGUUGAUGUGUGAGUGAUUGAGUUAUGUUAUGUAUUGUAAGCAUGUAGUGUGAGUGUGUGGUGAGUGAGUGUGGGUGAGUGGGUGACUGCACUCGCUGAUAGAUAUCGAUUUCUUUUAUGUUAUUGGAGUGUAUAUGUACAGUUAGCUAUUUCUAUCUAUCUAUUGCCCUGCGG
Aspergillus campestris IBT 28561 is the source of this 977-nucleotide messenger RNA. Its product is annotated as Mic19 family protein. The coding region runs from base 147 to 791 and encodes 214 amino acids. The record is from RefSeq and is a predicted model, not a curated record. The transcript is spliced from 3 exons. Lineage: Eukaryota; Fungi; Ascomycota; Eurotiomycetes; Eurotiales; Aspergillaceae.